Molecule: messenger RNA, 4439 nt
Organism: Balaenoptera ricei (Rice's whale)
Lineage: Eukaryota; Metazoa; Chordata; Mammalia; Artiodactyla; Balaenopteridae
Gene: URGCP
Product: upregulator of cell proliferation
Exons: 6
Coding region: 1056-3704 (882 amino acids)
Molecular function (GO): GTP binding
Source: RefSeq, a predicted model, not a curated record
GACAGUGCUCCGUACCUUCUCAGCCGCCGUUCACUUGGCGGCCGCACCACCCCCGCCCGCGAAUCAACGCUUGGGACUAGCAAGGAGCCCGAGGGCGGGAGGACUCCUUACCUUCUGGAUCCGCUUCAGCGCCAUCCUGCCCCGGCUGCUGGGGACAGGGGCGUCCGGCCCGGGGCUGCCAGAGGCGGCCCCCGGCCGGCUCGGCCGCCGCGCUGGGCUUCAAGCUGGGAACGCUUGCCUGCGCGUGCGCGCCGCGGGGCACUAUGGGGCGGCGUUCCGCUUGUGGCGCGUCUCGGCGCGUCCCGGCGCCGGCGAGCGGAGCCGGCCCUGGCGACCCGGAGCGGCCGCGCCGCCGGUUGCCUCUCCCCUGGUCUCUGCCGACCCGCGACCCAACCUCCAGGGUCAGUGAGGGUCUAGGGAGGCUGGCGGAGAGAGGGGCGCUCGUUGGUUUAACAGGGACCCGCCGAGCACCCAGGAGGUACCGCGGCCAUGCCCUCUGACCCACCCCCCCGCCGUGUUCCAUCCCAGGCUGUCACAUACUCCUGACAGUAGUGGUUCUGCUUUGAACUUAAUUCUCUGAGAGGACCUAGAAGCAGUGACACACCAAUGGUGAUGAGAGAAAAAAAAUGGGAGCACAUAGAAGGACACAGGAGCCAACCUGAAAGAGCUCCCAUUGUCACAGCUGGAAAAAUUUGAGCAACAUUUCUGUGGUAUUCUCCAGAAUUUGUAACCUCGGUCUACUUACAAGAUAACAUCAGGCAAACCCAAAUUGAAGGACAUUCUUCGAAAUACCUGACCUGUACUCUUCAAAAAUGUCAAGGUCAUGAAGGGCAAGGAAAGACUGAGGAACUGUCACAGAUUAGAAGAAAGUAAGGAAAUAUGACAACUAAAUGCAAAGUGGAAUCCUGGAUUGAAUUUUGGAAGAAAAAAAGAACAUUAGUGGGAAAAUUGGUAAAGUCUGAGUAAGACACUCAGAUUUGGGAGAAGUGGCCCCAGAAAUAAAAGCAUCUGACAGACGAACAGCUGUGGCCAUUGCAGAUUUGGAAUGGAGAGAAAUGGAAGGAGAUGAUGAUGGUCCGAAUGAGGCUCAGGACAGUGACUUUCCAACAGUGGAGAGGAGCAGACUACAAGAAAUGCUGUCCCUCUUGGGACUAGAGACGUACCAGGCGCAGAAGCUCAGCCUCCAGGACUCCUUGCAGAUCAGCAGUGACAGCGUGAAGAACUGGGCUCCUCACGCUCCCAAAGACUUGCCCUGGAGUUUCCUCAGGAAGCUGCAGGCCCUCAACGCCGAGGCCAGGAACACCACCAUGGUGCUGGACGCGCCCCCGGACGCCAGGCCUGUGGAGAAGGAGAGCCAGGUGGAAGAGGAGACCAUCUACUGGGACACGGCCGACGACAUCUCCGCGGACAUCUAUUCCUUCUCCGAGCUGCCGACGCCCGACACGCCUGUGAACCCCUUGGACCUUCUCUGUGCCCUCCUGCUCUCCUCAGAUAGUUUCCUGCAACAAGAAAUCGUGCUAAAAAUGUCCCUCUGCCAGUUUGCACUCCCUCUCGUUUUGCCCGACCCAGAAAACCACUACCACACGUUUCUGCUGUGGGCCAUGAGGGGGACUGUGCGGACAUGGGGGUCACAGCCCCCGAGGGCGGUGGGCAGCUUCAGAGAAGACAGCAUGGUCCUGUCCCGAGCGCCCGCCUUCGCCUUCGUGCGCAUGGAGGUCAGCAGCAACUCCAAGUCCCAGCUUCUCAACGCCGUGCUCAGCCCUGGCCACAGGCAGCGGGACUGUUUCUGGCAUCGGGAUCUGAACUUGGGCACCAACCCUCGGGAGAUUGCAGACGGGCUGGUGGAAAUUUCCUGGUUCCUUCCCAGUGGCAGGGAGGACUUGGACAUCUUCCCGGAGCCCGUGGCCUUUCUGAACCUGAGAGGUGACAUCGGCUCUCACUGGCUGCAGUUUAAGCUCUUGACCGAAAUCUCCUCGGCCGUGUUCAUCUUGACUGACAACAUCAGUAAGAAGGAAUACAAACUGCUGUACUCCAUGAAGGGGUCGGCCACGAAAUACUACUUCAUCCUGAGCCCCUACCGUGGGAAGCGAAACACGAACCUGAGGUUUCUGAACAGGUUAAUCCCCGUGCUGAAGAUGGACCACUCGCACGUGCUGGUGAAGGUCAGCAGCACGGACAGCGCGGGCUUCGUGCGCAGGGUCCGCGCCAUCGUGGCGCACGUGGCCCGGUCCCCCUGCAGGCGGGUCUCCGUGGAGGACAUGGCGAAUGCGGCCCGCAAGCUGGGGCUGAGGGUCGACGAGGACUGCGCCGAGUGUCAGCGGGCGAAGGGCCGGAUGGAGCAGAUCACCAGGAAGAUCAAGGACUCGGACGCCUACCGCCGGGACGAGCUGCGGCUGCAGGGCGACCCGUGGAGAAAGGCGGCCCAGGUGGAGAAGGAGCUCUGCCAGGUCCAGUGGGCGGGGGACCCUCCUGAGAAGUACAGGGCCGAGCUGAGGCAUCGGCUCCUGGAACUUCGGAUGCAGCAGAACGGCCACAACCCUGCCUGGGGGCUCCAGGAGUUCAUCUCGGGCAUCAGCAGCCCGUCUCCGGGCGAGAAGCAGUACUUCCUGAGGUGGAUGGAGUGGGGACUGGCCCGGGCGGCCCAGCCAAGGCCAAGACCGUCUCCGGAGACGACGCUUACCCUGAGACCAAAGCACUGCGGGGCCGUGGACCUCGGCGAGCCGCUCUGGCCCGAGCCCCUGGGGGUGGAGCAUUUCCUGCGGGAGAUGGGGCAGUUCUACGAGGCGGAGAGCUGCCUCGUGGAGGCCGGGAAGCUGCCGGCGGGGCAGAGGCGGUUCGCCCACUUCCCCGGCUUGGCCUUGGAGCUGCUGCUGCGGGGGCUUCCGCUGGAGCUGAUCGACGGGAACACGCUGAGCACGCCCCUGCGCUGGGUCACGGGGCUCCUGAAGGAGCUGCACGUCCGCCUGGAGAGGCGCUCGCGCCUGGUCGUGCUGUCGGCGCUCGGCGUGCCGGGUACAGGCAAGUCCACCCUCCUCAACGCCAUGUUUGGGCUGCGGUUUGCCACGGGAAGGGGCCGCGGUCCCCGAGGGGCCUUCAUGCAGCUCCUCACGGUGGCCGAGAGCUUCAGCCAGGACCUGGGCUGUGACCACAUCCUGGUGAUAGACUCCGGGGGCCUGAUCGGCGGAGUCCUGACCGAGGCGGGGGAGAGGUUUGAGCAGGAGGCUUCCCUGGCCACUUUGAUUAUGGGGCUGAGCAACGUCACUGUGGUCAGUUUAGCGGAAACGAGGGACAUUCCGCCGGCUAUCCUGCAUGCGUUUCUGAGGCUGGAGAAAACGGGGCACAUGCCCAACUAUCAGUUCGUGUACCAGAGCCUUCAUGACGCGUCCGCCCCCGGCACCAAGCCGAGAGAGAGGAAGCAGCUCCUGGCCCAGCCCAGGGAUGCGAGCAGAGCCACGGUGCAAAUGGAGGAUCAGGGGGGCGGGAUCCGGACGCUGGCCGGCCUGGCCUUUUGUGACCCUGAGAAGCAGCACGUUUGGCACAUCCCUGGCCUGUGGCACGGAGUGCCCCCCAUGGCCGCUGUGAGCUUGGGGUACAGCGAGGCCAUUUUUGAACUGAAGAGGUGCCUGCUGGAGAACAUCCGGAAUGGCCUGUCCAACCAAAACAAAAACGUUCAGCAGCUCAUCGAGCUGGUACGACGGCUGUGACGCCUCGGAAGGAAAGGAGUCCAGCUGCCAGAGGCCCGCCGCGCGCAGCCUGUUCUGAUGCGGGUGUCCACGUGGAGCCGUGCCCAGCUCCUGAGAGGGGAGGAAAGUGACAGACGGGGCUCAGCUCUGGAGCUGCCUACACAGGGUCAGGAGAGGAUGUAACCUCACAGAUCAGCUCAGAGACGCUCCCGGGAGUAUAAGAACCCGGGGGCAGGAGGCGUAGACACAAGCAGUAACUUGUCCUUUGUCUCUGGACUUCGAGGCCCCUGGUGGUUUGGUCUUUUGUACAGCUGCUCCCCAUUGUCUGCCUCUGGAGUGGACAGUGGCUCCGGAGCACUGCGGCCCGGGCAGCUGGUACCUAGGACAGGGUUGGGGAGCCGCCCUGAGGAAGCAGAGGUCGGCCUCCCCUCCAGCGAACCUCAGCAUCGGCCUCGGCGACCUGGUCCUGCCCACUGAGGGGAGGGCCCGCUGUGGGCAAGGGCUACCGUGAUACUCUCUGUGUUGACCGACCCUGCCUCAGGAGGAGUUCCUGUCGGCCCUUUCGCGCCCACAGCGCUUCGUUCACGCCUCUGCUGCAACACUCAACACGCGCAGCGUGACUUACCUGUGCACGUGUCUGCCUCUCCCCUAGACUUGUGAGCUCCUUGAGAGCAGGGGCUGUACACUACCCAACUUUGUACCCCCAGGGCCUGGCGCACUGCAGGCACUUAAUAAAUGUGUGUUGGAUGAAUGAAA